CCGUGUGGCUUAUGCUAAAAUGACAACCUUAGUGCUGGAUAACGGAGCCUACAACGCCAAAAUCGGUUACAGCCAUGAAAAUGUCUCGGUUAUACCUAACUGCCAGUUUAGGUCAAAAACAGCACGUCUCAAAACCUUUACUGCCAACCAGAUAGAUGAAAUAAAAGAUCCUUCUGGACUCUUUUACAUUCUUCCCUUUCAGAAGGGCUACUUGGUAAACUGGGACGUUCAAAGACAAGUUUGGGAUUAUCUUUUUGGAAAAGAAAUGUAUCAGGUUGACUUUUUAGAUACUAAUAUUAUCAUCACAGAACCAUAUUUUAACUUCACUUCAAUUCAGGAAUCAAUGAAUGAAAUCCUAUUUGAAGAAUACCAGUUCCAAGCAGUAUUAAGAGUAAAUGCUGGGGCUCUCAGUGCACAUAGAUAUUUUCGAGAUAAUCCUUCUGAGUUAUGCUGUAUCAUUGUAGAUAGUGGAUAUUCAUUUACACAUAUUGUCCCUUAUUGUAGAAGUAAAAAGAAAAAAGAAGCAAUUAUUCGGAUAAAUGUGGGAGGAAAGCUCUUAACGAAUCAUCUAAAGGAGAUCAUCUCUUACAGGCAACUACAUGUUAUGGAUGAAACGCAUGUGAUCAACCAAGUAAAAGAAGAUGUAUGUUAUGUGUCUCAGGAUUUUUAUAGAGAUAUGGAUAUUGCAAAGUUGAAAGGAGAAGAAAAUACAGUAAUGAUAGACUAUGUUUUGCCAGAUUUCAGUACAAUUAAAAAAGGCUUUUGUAAGCCAAGGGAAGAGAUGGUGUUAAGUGGAAAAUAUAAAUCAGGGGAACAAAUUCUUCGUCUGGCCAAUGAGAGAUUUGCUGUUCCAGAAAUACUCUUUCAUCCUUCUGAUAUAGGCAUUCAAGAAAUGGGAAUUCCAGAAGCUAUUGUUUACUCAAUUCAAAACUUACCUGAAGAAAUGCAGCCGCAUUUUUUUAAGAACAUUGUUUUGACAGGAGGAAAUUCCCUUUUCCCUGGAUUUAGAGAUCGGGUUUACUCAGAAGUUCGAUGUCUCACUCCUACAGAUUAUGAGGUUUCUGUUGUGCUGCCAGAAAACCCUAUUACUUAUUCCUGGGAAGGUGGAAAGUUGAUAUCAGAGAAUGACGAUUUUGAAGAUAUGGUGGUAACACGAGACGAUUAUGAAGAAAAUGGGCACAGCAUCUGUGAAGAGAAAUUCGAUAUCUAA
Molecule: messenger RNA, 1210 nt
Organism: Chrysochloris asiatica (Cape golden mole)
Lineage: Eukaryota; Metazoa; Chordata; Mammalia; Afrosoricida; Chrysochloridae
Gene: ACTR6
Product: ARP6 actin-related protein 6 homolog (yeast)
Exons: 11
Coding region: 20-1210 (396 amino acids)
Cellular component (GO): Swr1 complex
Molecular function (GO): nucleosome binding
Source: RefSeq, a predicted model, not a curated record